AACUUAAAGAGCAUUAUCAGUCGGUGGUAUCCGUUGUGUGGUAUCAGCGGUAAGGAGAUACAAAAGUGCACAAGUGUUUGAUGUGAGUGGGAGUGGACGUCCGUUUAGUUUUUUAUUAGGACAGUUUCUCUGCUGUCAUUUUGAACACGAGUUUCGAAAACAAGUAAAAUUAUUUGUUAACUUGGUUAGUAAUAUCUACUAGUUUAGUUUUUAUAACAGUGAAGGUAGUAAAUAGUUUGGAUAAAAUUCGUUGUACCACGUUAUUAAGCGUUUCCGCAUAAUAUAGUAUGUAAGAGUAACACGUAUACUGUCAUCGUAUGUGAACGAUAUCAUACUCGUAUGAAUCAGGAUGUCUCAUCGUUACGUUAAAAGUAGUAUUAAUAAUGAAUAACCUGAUCGAAUAGUUUUAUUUCGUAAAACAACAGGCUUCGUUGGUCAUGGCUUCGUUGUCAUUGCCGCGAGUUUUACAGCAGAGAAAAACUAGUCUGGAAUUGGAGCGUGAGAAUUUUGAAAAAUUUCAGCUUUGGAAAUCCCGCAUGAUAUCCUAGGCAGCAGUCCAUCGCAUUUUCACGUCCUACGUUUCAAAGUAUCGAACAAACCGAUGUCCGACGCUGCAAAAAUCCUAUCGAUUGUUAGGGCAAUGCUGUAAUUCUUUGUCAUAAUAAAUUUCUACCACUAACAUGCCGCCUGUACCACUUACCGACAAGCAAUUCCAAGCACUGUGCAUAAGUAUUGGGAAGGCACUCAACCCUAUUGAAGCACCACUAAAGGAGAAACAUGUGCGCAGUGCUAUUAUUGGUACGUUUCAAGAAAAAGGUGCAGGGACCUUCUGGAUGUUCGUGCUCCGUCAACCGAUUCAUGAAAAUCGAAUUGUAGCAUGGAAAUUUUGUCAUGUACUGCAUAAAGUAUUGCGCGAAGGCCAUGCAAAAUCGAUAUCCGAUUCUCAGCGUUACCGUGGUAAGCUAGAAAACCUAGGAAAGUAUUGGCAGCAUCUGAGAGAAGAAUAUGGCCGGUUGAUUCAAAUGUACACACGAUUACUGGUCACCAAAUUAGACUUUCACAGACGGAAUCCGCGUAUACCAGGGAACCUUCAACUCACCGCAGAUGAACUCGAAGCUAUUGGGGAGAAUGAUAUCAACAUAUUCUUCCAAUUGUCCGUUGAGAUGUUCGAUUACAUGGACGACAUUCUUAAUUUACUACGUGCAGUAUUUGAACCUUGGAGCAAGUCCAAUUCUAAUUCCAUGACUUCCAGUGGCCAAUGUCGUCUAGCACCAUUAAUACCUUGCAUACAAGAUGCAUCGCAACUCUACGACUAUUGUGUCAAAAUAUUGUUCAAACUACAUGGUGCUCUUCCAGCUGAUACCCUUACUGGUCAUCGCGAUCGAUUCACUAAGCAGUUUCAUGAGUUGCGAACUUUUUACAACACUAUCAAGCCUCUGCAAUAUUUCAAACAGUUAAUCACCAUGCCAUCAUUGCCAGAGAAUCCACCCAAUUUUUUGAUACAAGCAGAAUUACGAACUUACGUUACUCCUGUAGUCACUCUUCCUCCAGAAGAGCCUAUAGAUGCAGAUGCAGUUGUCGAUAGCCUAAUCGAUACUUCGGAAACAAGCUCACUAGUAGGGGACCAGAUCGACGCUGCCAGGAAUGGUUCUAUAUCUCCGGAUGUAUUGGCUGAAAGAGAUAGUCUGAUAGAUCAACUCCAUCAAGAGAAUGGAAGACAGAGGCAGGAGAUCCAUCGACUGUUAUCCGAACAUCAAAAUAUCGUCGAGUCGCUGCGCAGUCGUAUAUUGGAACUCGAAUCUAUCCUAACAAUUAAAAGCAGUGACAUAAUCCUGGAAAAACAAAUUAGCAACGAUCUACGAGAUCAGACAGCAAACCUCGUAGCCCGGUGCCAAGAAGCUAGUGACAAAAACAAAACUUUAGAAGAGAAAUAUCAGAAAUUCAAGGCAGCCUAUUCAAAGUUGCGUGAAGAACACAUCAACUUAAUCCGAACGAAAGCCGAUGUUGACAAGCGGCUAGGCAGCAUAAAACUUCUGCACGAGCAGUCGGAAAGACGGAGUGCAGAGGCUGAGCAGCGAUUGCAAGAACUUAUACAGGGCCAGGCCACAGCUGAACAAGAAAUCCAAAGAGUCGCACAGGCUCGUGCCGAGUUGGACACUGUCAGGACGGAAUUCGAUGCAGCUAAAACGGAAAUUUUGGGACUCGCUGCAAAAAUUGAUUUCAUAACAUCUGAAAAGGCGGUUGUAGAAGGAGAUUUACAUGACUUAUUGGCACAAAAAGAGGAGUUGGAUGUGAGGAUAAAUGAUCUGCAACUCGAAGCCGAGCAUUCCAAAGCUCAACUCAAGACCAAUGCCGAUGCAGCUCUCUACGAAUUACUUCUAAACUGUAUAUCCGAAGCCGAUGUGAUCGUGCAAACAGCUGUGCAUGGAAUCGACAAUCCGGCGAUAUCAGCGGUUACAUGCACCCCGGAUUACCUGAGAAGUUUGGUCAGCCCGGCGCUAGAAAGCUUGGAUGAACUGGAUAACGUCUAUCGCGGCUACCUACAGGAUCCUUCUCAACGAAGCCAGUUAGCUCGCAGUGCUAUACAUGCUGCUUAUCUACUCGCAGUUUAUUUGAUACAUGCUAAAAGUACUUCGAAUACAGCUACUGACAUAACGUUCGGAGAUCAAAUGACUGAUAAAUGCAAGCAGCUGGGAUCUCAGAGCCUAAUAAUGCUCGGUAAUAUUAAAGAGAAGUCAUCUACGGCCCAGGAUCAAAUUGCGAUUGUUAAAAGCAAGCUGAAGGAUAUUUCUACGCAAGCUGAUACUCUAAUGAAUAAUCAAGGCAAUGCCGACGUCAUCGGGGAUUUGGUUGAGAACGAACUUUUGAGUAUGGAUAAAGCUAUUGAGGAAGCUGCUACAAGAAUACAGGACAUGCUCAACAAAUCACGCGCUGGAGAUUCAGGGUUGAAGUUGGAAGUGAAUGGAAAAAUUUUAGACUCUUGUACCGAACUGAUGAAACGUAUUCGGGUUCUGGUUAAAAAAUCGAGAUUAUUACAAACUGAAAUCGUUGCGCAAGGGAAAGGUACCGCUUCUACCACAGAAUUUUAUAAACGCAAUCAUCAGUGGUCAGAAGGCCUCAUUUCCGCAGCUAAGGCAAUAGCUAUGGGCGCGAACUUUCUAUUAGAAGCAGCUGAUAAGGUAGUAGCUGGAAAUGGGAAAUUUGAACAAUUGGUAGUGGCAUCUCAAGGCAUCGCAGCAUCGACUGCACAACUUGUAGUAGCCAGCAGAGUGAAGGCGGAAAGAAACAGUAACAACUUAGCUGCUCUCUCAGAGGCAUCCAGAGAGGUUACACAAGCAACGGGUGGGGUGGUCGCAACUGCUAAAAGUUGCAGUCAACUCAUUGAGGACAAUGAGGAUCUAGAUAUGUCUGGACUUAGUUUGCAUCAAGCAAAAAGAUUGGAGAUGGAAGCUCAGGUGCGCGUUUUGGAAUUAGAACAGGCACUGCAGAAUGAGAGAUUAAGAUUAUCUGCUCUACGCCGUCAUCAUUAUCAAAUGGCUGGAGAUAAUGAGGGAUGAAUGCAAAUGGAUCAUAGUUAAGCCAAAGAAAUGAUAGAAUUCAAUUUGUUAAUGUACCAUAAUUAGAAAUUUUCUAUCGAUAUAAGCAGUAUUUUGACACAUAGGUUUUCAAUUUCAUAAUUAUUCAUUUUUAUAAUUAACAUAUAGAAAAUAACUUGGAAAAAAAAUACUUUAGCCAAAUUGAAACAUGAUCGUAUCGACGCGAGAAUGAGUUUUAUUAAUUUAUUUCCUGCGAUAAUUGAAUGAUAAUUCGGCGUACUAUGGACUGUCGCGGUUUAACCAGUGUCUAAUAAAUUGUUGCUUUAUAUUAGGAUUUAUGAAUAAUUAAAAAAACAAAAAAAAUAUGCAUAAUAUUAAUUACCAAGGAGUAGAGAAAAAUAUUUUAUUGUACUUGAGAUUAUAUGUAUACACAUAGAAUUAUGAAAUUGAGUUGUAUCGUAUAUUAUUAUGAAAUAUUUGUAUCCUGAAAAUCGGCAUGCUCAAGAUCAAGACAGUAAGCCAAUGAACCGAUGAUGUAGCGGUUUUUCGAAGAUAACUAGCUCGUUUACGUUGAUUAUUUUUUGUUUUUCGUCUAAACUUCAGUUGUAUUUCAGUUUUCAUAAUCAACAAUAAAUAUAAUUCAUGUACUAGAUGUAUAAUAUUUCAAAAUAUAUAAUGAAAGUUCA
Messenger RNA from Athalia rosae (coleseed sawfly), 4222 nucleotides. It is a transcript of the gene Hip1, whose product is annotated as huntingtin-interacting protein 1. The record is from RefSeq and is a predicted model, not a curated record. NCBI's taxonomy places the organism in Eukaryota, Metazoa, Arthropoda, Insecta, Hymenoptera, Athaliidae. Bases 681 to 3557 code for a protein of 958 amino acids. The transcript is spliced from 18 exons. Gene Ontology annotation, molecular function: actin filament binding; phosphatidylinositol-3,4-bisphosphate binding; clathrin-cargo adaptor activity. Gene Ontology annotation, cellular component: actin cortical patch; clathrin-coated vesicle. Gene Ontology annotation, biological process: clathrin coat assembly; endocytosis; actin filament organization.